GAGAGAGAAUAAAUUGGAUAACUAAAAAUAUUUAAAUUAAAGAGAGAGAAUAAAGGCAAGUCAGGCUAUUAUUGCAUAGCCCCCAUAGCCCCAAACAUGUUGCAUAGCCCCAAACAUGUAAAUGGGCAUUUAAUGCCAAUAAAUUCAAGUGUGGCUACUCUGCCAAUAUUUAUUAUUAGUUGCUUUAGCAUGUCAUUUUCUAAAAAUAAAUAACAUAAAUAUCAAUCUUUUAAAAGAAAUUACACUCUCUUUCUCCUUUUUAGUUACUUUACUCUCUCCCUAUUAAUAUACAUAAGAUAACCGACAUAUACAUAAUAUUCUAUGUAUAUAUAUAAUUUUUAUAAUAUAUUUAGAGAGUUAAAAUUUUUUGUAAUAUUAAAAAUAAGUUGUGUAUUUACGUAAUUUUUAGUUUUUUCAAAGCAAAUUUGUGGACGUGGUCCAUGAAAUAGAGGUGAGGUGUUUAAUUUGUAGAGAAUAUGGGCCAUAGUACAGAAAGAUGAAUUUGGGCUUGGAGUAGUCUUAGGGUUUUAGGUUUUUGAAGCCUGCAAUAUAAGAUCGCAAAGUUUCACCAUCUCCAUUCCCUACAUGCUGCUCUGAGCUCUUGCAUCGUCUCUUCUGUAUCUCUGUUUGGUUUGUAUCUGGAAAGUAGAUUCAAGAAGAGAAAAUGUCUGAUGAAGAGCCUGUUGCUGCUGAGACUCCAGCUCCCGCUCCCGCUCUUGGUGAACCUAUGGAUAUCAUGACUGCAUUGCAACUUGUCCUCAGGAAAUCAUGGGCUCAUGGUGGUUUAGCUAAAGGUCUUCAUGAGGGUGCUAAGGUUAUUGAGAAACAUGCUGCCCAACUUUGUGUAUUGGCAGAGGACUGCGACCAACCAGACUAUGUGAAACUGGUCAAAGCUCUAUGUGCUGAUCACAAUGUUAACCUGUUCACUGUUCCUAGUGCCAAGACCCUCGGCGAAUGGGCUGGUCUAUGCAAGAUUGAUUCUGAAGGCAAAGCAAGGAAGGUUGUCGGAUGUGGCUGUGUUGUUGUGAAGGAUUAUGGAGAGGAAACAGAAGGGCUCCACAUUGUUCAAGAAUAUGUGAAGUCUCACUGAGUGACGCUGAAUUAUUGUUCUUUAAAUUCUACAUCUGGGAUUAGCUUUAGAGUUUAGCUUGUUUUUGGGUGAUACGAAAAUUUUGGAUUGUUAAAAAACAGAUUUUGAUAAAUUGCUACUUGUAGGCAUAUAUGAUUCUGACCUGAGGUGAAAUUGGAUUGAUCAUAUCGUUAAUCUGGACGCAAUUCAGUUUGUUUGAUUGGACUA
Capsicum annuum is the source of this 1297-nucleotide messenger RNA. Its product is annotated as 40S ribosomal protein S12. NCBI's taxonomy places the organism in Eukaryota, Viridiplantae, Streptophyta, Magnoliopsida, Solanales, Solanaceae. The record is from RefSeq and is a predicted model, not a curated record. Gene Ontology annotation, biological process: translation. The coding region runs from base 665 to 1090 and encodes 141 amino acids. Gene Ontology annotation, molecular function: structural constituent of ribosome. Gene Ontology annotation, cellular component: ribosome; cytosolic small ribosomal subunit. The transcript has 5 exons.